UCGCUAUCUAAUAACUCACUCUUCCUGCCAAUGAGGCGUGAGAUACAAAGCCAGAGGAAAGCAACGGUGCUGCCUGUUUGGUCACAACUGGGGUUCUCCACGUGCUCUAGCUGCCAAACCUGCACCUACAAAAAUCUUCCUUCUCUCCGGCACAGCAGCCUCCUUCCCUCAGUCUUCACAUGACGGAGUUGAUGCAUCUCUCCUUCUCCUCUCUCUUUUGCAGUAAGAGACGGCCAGAAGCUGCGGCAGUGACUGGUAGCUGCUCGUGUGCACCAGCUCCAUAUCUGCAGGCUUCUCGUUGCCACCACUCCUCCUGCUUCACACACUCAACACGCUCCUUUCGUGUCGUUCCUUUGUACACCAUUGCGUUGCAAGCAUUGUCCUUUCGCCUUGAGUUUGUCUGCACCACUUGCGCUCCUUACAAACGCGUUACUGCUUUGCACAGCGUUGCAAUGGCGUCCAACAACAUACCGCUUCUAUGCAACAUUUGCCCCAAGAAGCCGAACUUCAGCGAUGUCUCCCACUUACUCACACACAUUGCCAGCAAGGGGCAUCUGUCCAACUACUACAAGGUCAAGGUUCGCUCAACGCAUGAAGAAGCCUCUCGCCGUAUCAUCGACACCUACGACCGAUGGUACGCCGACUGGAACGUCGAGGAACUCAUGUCAGACCGGAUGAAUCAGAAGGACAAGCGUCGCACGCGUGCAAGACCUGCUGCUCGUUCCAUUCCUGCUCCAAGGAUUGAGGCUCCCGUCCCACGUCCAGCUCGUCGUGCCGCAGUCGGCGGUCUUCUCGAUCCGCGUCUCUCAGAACAACAGGUCAUUAAGAUAGAGCCAGACUCUGGCACACCAACACCUACACCGCAGCCCGGUCCCGUGCUGCGUCACAGAACCUUCGCGCCUCACCUGCAAUACUGGCCUACCGAGUCUCGUGCCAGCUCCCGUAGCUUCACAAACCCAGAUUACGAGACCUCGAGCGAAUACUCAGACCCCAGCGAGCGAUCGAGAAGACGAUACCAGUAUACUGCAGAGGACACAUGUGCCAUUGAGGAUGAGGCGCCCGAGCCUGCUGAGGAUACAAUGGCUGUCAGCGAGAGUACCAAGCUGAAGGGUGUGUACUGGCCCGGCAUGGACAUCUUCGACUCUGCCACCCCAGAGAUGCGGCGCAAGAGGAAUCAGAAGAAAGACCAUUCAGUCGUCGAGCAGCUGGAGCUCAAUUCGCAGGAUGUGGAAGCUACUGAGCUUAUCUUCACACCUCACGGGUCGUUCAAGCGACAACGAAGAAUCUCCAGUUCGGUCUUCGAUGACGAGGAAGAAAUUGAGAUCAAGACCGAGAGUCCCCGGCCGGUCUUCUCACGGCCUGCCCUUGCGAGCAUGGAUCCCAACAUCCCUCGUCGGUCUCGACCGGGCAUCCGCGCUCCUAUGUUCCCGUUCCAAGCUCGUAGUCAGUACGAUGACAGACGUGGCCGCCCAGGCUUUGACUACAGCAUUGGCGACCGCGCUCCCAAGCGUAAACGAGCGUUCGACGUCUUUCAGGACGACGAGAUAUCUUUUACCCAGCCAGCCAACUUCAACUACCUUACUUCAGGCUUCGGCCACCAGGCGUCGCCAUCACCACUCCCAGGAUAUGGUUCUUACAAGCCACUCAACGAUCCCUUCCAGUAUGACAACAAGGAAAACGUAUUCCCCGCACUUCACCAGCCAGCCUUUGGUAACCUUCACAGCCACCAAAUGCCUGGCUACCAUUACCACGCUUACGCCUACGGCCUCGGUCAAGACCAGCAGGGCCUUCAACAUGGUGGUCAGCUGUUCAGCGCCAACGGUGCUUAUCAGCAACAGACCCAGGAUGACGACGAGGACGAUCAAUGCACUAUUACAGCUCCGCCAUCCCCAGCUACGAGCUAGACGUGCGCUGCGACUGACAGUCUAUCAAUACUCACUCCCAGCUUCGGCAUAAUCUUGGUCCUUCCAGCUGCGGCUUUACGGCACGAUACCCAACUGAUUGACUCUCGCUCCACCUUUUUGUUUUACUCUGUUUCGACAAGCGAGAGCGACAUCACUACCUUUGCGCCUGCCUCUUCACGAUGUUGGUGCUGGUUCACUUACUUAUGUUACGCGAUAUGGAUCAUGACUAACGACAUUCCAUCAAUAUCAUAUGGUUACUACCUACGAAAGCAUGCGGCGUUUGCGGGCUGAUCUUCGCCACUGAUGGAUGCAGAUGGGUUGUAACAUA
This is a messenger RNA of Macroventuria anomochaeta, 2232 nucleotides long. RefSeq lists its product as uncharacterized. NCBI's taxonomy places the organism in Eukaryota, Fungi, Ascomycota, Dothideomycetes, Pleosporales, Didymellaceae. The transcript is spliced from 2 exons. Bases 453 to 1904 code for a protein of 483 amino acids. The record is from RefSeq and is a predicted model, not a curated record.